Molecule: messenger RNA, 576 nt
Organism: Olea europaea var. sylvestris
Lineage: Eukaryota; Viridiplantae; Streptophyta; Magnoliopsida; Lamiales; Oleaceae
Exons: 4
Coding region: 1-342 (113 amino acids)
Source: RefSeq, a predicted model, not a curated record
AUGGAGGCCUGGAAGGAGUCCCCCGAAUUUGACAUCGUGGCCCAGGAUGUCUACGUGGUAACCCUGGAGGAGUUGGUUGUCGGAGUCUGGGCUUCCAGGCGGCCGUUUGCAGUGUUGAUAGUCUUAUUUUUAGUGGUGGUAUCCGCUGCGUCAAGGAGGCAUAAAGAUGGAGUAAAAGUUGGUAAUAUUCAGCACCUGGAUAUUGAGGGGUUAAGAGGUGAUGGUGAAGCAUUAGUUGUGGAAAUUAAACUAGUGGAAAGAAGGAUGAAUGUGGUGCUUACAGAUUAUGAAGGAACAGGAGCAAACAACAACCAUGAUCCUAUACCUCCUGGAAGAUUUUAAUUAUUUAUCUAGUUUUUUAAUACGUAUUCAGAUGAACAUUAUCAAAAUACAUGACGACAUAAUCAUGUGUUUGGCUAUGUUUGUUUAAUCGUUAAUCUUUGGCUGUUUCUUUCUACAUCUGUAAACGUUAAUCACAUAAUUUGUCCGAUCCAGGCGUGCACUUUUUGUGUGGAGAUUAUUUGAUGAUUAUAUUUACAUCUGUAAAUGUCUAGUAUUCAACUUUGUUUUUUGUUC